AUGUUCGUCAUCACCGAUGAUGGUCCCAAGUUGCCCUGGGAACUGGACGAAGUCGGCAGCAGCAGCAGCACGCCUCCGAGGGUGCCAGCCACCAAAGGCUACAGUGGAUCAUCAAAGACUCACCUGCACUUGGGCCUGCGGCCCUGGGAAGAGCCUCCCUGUGAGGAGAGCGGGCCCGAGGCUGGAAAAGAUGAUCCUGGCCGAGCCCAAGCUACCGAAGGCCCUUCGGAAGAAUCUCGGCGUCUGGAUGCCAGUCUGCUUCCCCUGGCCGAGAGGGGCGACAGCGAGGCCCUCAGUGCGCAGCUGCGUCAAGGAUGCGAGAUCAACAUAUUUGUCAGCGAAUUCCGCUUCUACCCAGGUUCCUUCCGGAUGUAUGGCACCGACUGGACGCCCCUUGCGGCAGCCGUGGCCGGAGGUCACUCGGAGGCCACGAAGGUCUUACUGGAAAAUAGGGCCGACGUCAAUGUGGUUUGUUGCUGCUGCACGGCUAGUGGCCCAUACAGCUUCUGGACAGCCUUGGACAUUGCACGCACGGGAGACACAUUGCCCUGCGAGCGGGAUCCUGAGAAGCAGAAGCAGCCGAGGCAUCCGAAGAUCGAGAAGAUGCUGCUAGCUGCCGGAGCGAAGCCGUCAACGAAACUGCCAGAACCCCCACGAAUGAACACUUAUGGCAAUCUGGCUGAAAAGGGAGAGCGCCAGAAUCCUUGCUUGAACGAGCAUGGGUUUCCACUUCGCCCGAAGCACCUCUACACCGAAGAGGAGGAGGAGCGGUUGCGCAGCGCGCCGGGCGCUCCCAAGUUCGGAAGCCGACCAGGUGGUGGCGGUGGUUGCCCAAUGAGCAGUAUGGGCGUGUUUGGGAUCGGCACGAGCAAAGACGGCAGAAGGAUCUACACCGGGGAUGCGUUCUCGACGACUAUCGGCGCAUGA
Messenger RNA from Symbiodinium sp. CCMP2456, 927 nucleotides. Lineage: Eukaryota; Dinophyceae; Suessiales; Symbiodiniaceae. The record is from the annotation of a GenBank genome assembly.